AAAAGCGUAAAUUCAGAAAAAAUUGAACAUAGCGAUAUACAGUCAAUCAGAAAAGCCAUGUAUGACAAACGACGACAAAUAUACCCGGCUUUUCCAAAAUCUUUAAUUGAAUCAAUUGAACAACUCAAAAGUAUGCACAAUAAUGAUGUACUUAAAUUUAAAGGUGAACAAUUUAUUUUUGUACCCGAUAACAAAUUAUUCGUUUGUAUAACUACAGAACAAAAUCUAAGUUGUAUGAUUAAUUCAUCAGAUUUUUUUGUCGAUGGUACUUUUAAUUACGCGCCAAAACAUUAUAUUCAGCUCUAUACAAUUAAUUGUUUACAAUUUGGAUUUUAUAUACCCGUGGUUUAUUUUUUCUUGCCUCAUAAAUCUAAACAAACCUACAUUGACAUGUGGUUAUUUCUUCAAGAAUUAAGUGAAAAAUUAAUUUUCAAAAGACUUGUUAUUCAAAAGUUACUUUUAGACUUUGAGAUAAGUGCUCAUGAAGCAUGUAGAGAGAUGUUCCCAAAUGUAGAAAUUCAAGCAUGUCGAUUUCAUUUAGGGCAGUGUUGGUGGCGAAAAAUAAAUUCUGAACAGCGACUCCGAACAGCAUAUACAAAUGACGACGAGUUAGAAAAAUGGUUAAAGCUAUUUUUCGGGUUGCCAUUUCUAUCACCACAUGAAAUCGAAAAUGCAUUCAUUGAACUUGUAUCUAUAUGUCCUAACCUAGAUAUAGGAUUUUUAUUUUCUGAUUAUAUAUUGAAAACAUACGUAGAAGAUCACUGUUUAUUUCCACCGAAAAUUUGGGCUCAAGAGCCAUCGGAAAAUCCUCGUACAACAAAUGGAUCUGAGAAUUUCCAUAGAACAUAUAAUGCCCAGUUUCAGAGUCCACACCCUUCAGUUCAUUUGAUUAUAGCAGUUCUAAAGGAAACACAAGAAGAGACUUGCACGAAAAUAAAAACUGUGUCUAAAGGACUUCUACAAAAUGAUUUGUUAAGUCUCAAACUCCAAAUUUAG
Molecule: messenger RNA, 996 nt
Organism: Sipha flava (yellow sugarcane aphid)
Lineage: Eukaryota; Metazoa; Arthropoda; Insecta; Hemiptera; Aphididae
Exons: 4
Coding region: 58-996 (312 amino acids)
Source: RefSeq, a predicted model, not a curated record